Molecule: messenger RNA, 3577 nt
Organism: Cryptotermes secundus
Lineage: Eukaryota; Metazoa; Arthropoda; Insecta; Blattodea; Kalotermitidae
Gene: rl
Product: mitogen-activated protein kinase 1
Exons: 8
Coding region: 10-1131 (373 amino acids)
Biological process (GO): protein phosphorylation; intracellular signal transduction
Cellular component (GO): cytoplasm; nucleus
Molecular function (GO): MAP kinase activity; ATP binding
Source: RefSeq, a predicted model, not a curated record
GUUGUCAAAAUGGCGGCGGAAGGUGCUACUGCUGCGGCUGGAAAUCCUAAUGCGGAAGUUGUACGAGGGCAAGUUUUUGAAGUGGGGCCGAGGUAUACAAACUUGGCAUACAUUGGAGAAGGGGCCUAUGGGAUGGUGGUAUCUGCUUAUGACAAUGUAACAAAGACCAAAGUAGCAAUCAAGAAAAUAUCUCCAUUUGAACAUCAGACUUAUUGCCAGAGAACACUGAGGGAGAUUAAAAUUCUUACCAGGUUCAAGCAUGAAAAUAUAAUAGAUAUCAGAGACAUUCUUCGUGCUGUAACCAUUGAUCACAUGAAGGAUGUGUAUAUUGUACAAUGUUUGAUGGAAACAGAUCUGUACAAACUCUUAAAGACACAGGCAAGUAACCAGAAACUAAGCAAUGACCACAUCUGUUACUUUUUGUACCAAAUCCUACGGGGAUUGAAAUACAUCCAUUCAGCCAAUGUGUUACACCGGGACCUGAAGCCCAGCAACCUGUUACUAAACACAACGUGCGACCUCAAGAUAUGUGACUUCGGUUUGGCAAGGGUCGCAGAUCCUGAACAUGAUCACACAGGUUUCCUCACGGAGUAUGUAGCCACAAGGUGGUAUCGGGCUCCUGAAAUUAUGUUGAAUUCCAAGGGCUAUACAAAAUCCAUAGAUAUCUGGUCAGUGGGCUGUAUCCUAGCAGAAAUGUUGUCAAAUCGGCCAAUAUUUCCUGGCAAACAUUACUUAGACCAGCUUAACCAUAUUCUGGGAAUCCUUGGUUCUCCUACUGCAGAAGAUCUGAACUGUAUCAUCAAUGAGAAAGCUCGAAGUUACCUCCAGUCAUUGCCAUUUAAACCCAAAGUUCCUUGGACAAAAAUGUUCCCAAAUGCUGAUUCAAAAGCACUUGAUUUGUUGGACAAAAUGUUAACAUUCAACCCUCAUAAAAGGAUUGGAGUAGAGGAUGCCUUAGCACAUCCUUAUCUUGAACAGUAUUAUGAUCCUGCAGAUGAGCCUGUGGCUGAAGAACCAUUCCGAUUUGCCAUGGAGUUAGAUGACUUGCCAAAAGAAACUUUAAAGAAAUACAUCUUUGAAGAGACAGCAUUAUUCAAACAGAAGAUGGCCCAAGAUCAACAGAACAUGUAGUGUACUGAUGUUUGAAGAAUGCCACAACUUGACCAUCACGUCUCACAUCUGUUACUCAUGAGCCUCUGCCCCUCUUUCUUGUCAUGUCAUGCUGAGAUGAAAGAGGAGUCCUGGGUACUACAUAUCCUUUAUGUCUUUUGGACGAAUUUCAUCACUGUGUUUAAUAAUGACUGUCAUAAUAAUUAAUGUGUUUUUCGUCACGCAUAUUUUAUCUGUGAUUCAGUACUGUACCAUUUAGAUUUCAAGUCCAGUUUGCUUCUUUCCUGUGUCUUUUUAUGUAGUAUCCUUCAUAGAAUAAUUAAGAUUAAGCCCAUUGUCCUACACCAUUUGAGUUUUGUAUAAUUUACCCUGCCCCCCAGAAAAAAAGACAGGAAGGUGAACUCAUUUUGAUGUUCAUUUCAUCUAAAGACAUCUUAAAGUCUGGUUACAGUAUUUGUACUUGCAAUCAUUAAUGGACAAUUUCUCAAAUGUAAUAUAGGGUAUUACAUAGUCUUAUGGCUGUUACUGUUGGUUAUAUUUGACAAGGCAAACAAACUGCUUGUAUUAUAUUUUAUAUGUGCAUACAUCUGCUUUUAGCAGUGUCUAAUAUGUGGUUAGACUAUUGAUUCCAGAAUCAGAUUAUUAAAAAUAACACUUUUAUUCUGCAGAAACUGCUAAUAACAUACGUGCAAAAUAAAGAUGGUAUCAUAAAAAGUACUUAUAAUGUGUAAUAUUUAAACCAUUUCAGCUCUAAGACUAUGAAAAUUCCUAACAAUGUAAAAUUUAGUUAUUACAUAGCUAAAUAUUUGUUCUUGUGAGGAGUGAAAGAGAUUUGUGAGUUAAAACUGAAUAACUGGGACAUCAAUUGUAACAGCCUACAAAUAAUUUACUUCAGUAAAUCCAGGUUAUAGUUUUAGUAAGAGCUGUAUUAAUAAUUGGAUAUGAAUUUCUUGAAGAUAAACUGAAUGUCAGUGAUUUCCUAAUAAGAUUGUAACAGAUUUUAUUAAGUUGUUACAACAUUUUUAAAGAGACAUGUUCAUCAUUUUAUUGUCUUCCAUUUACAGUGAAGUGGCAUUUUGAAAUAACAGGUAUUUGCCUACAAGAUGCAGGAAUUGUGAUUCACAGAAAAACUAGUCAUCGUUCACUCAGCAUCGCCAUGGAAGGGCCAGCUCAUAAUUACAUUAUGAAUUUAAAUAAUAGAUGGUCACUAACUUUAUGUAUUAAACUUUAAAUAUUGAUAUGACUUUUAGGACUUUUAGAUCUUACUUAAAUAUUGAAAUAAAUUACAUCAUUUUGUGUAUUACCUAGUGUAUUCUUUGAUACCUGAAAUUGGACUGGCUAUAAAUUUAAGUUGAGGUAACAAAACAUAUGCAUUUGAUAUUGUACUAUAUUUCAGCAUCCUAUUGCACCAAUUUUUUACUUAUGAACAUAAUAUACUUCUAUCUCAAUUGUAACUCUAUUUUUCAUUUAUUCCUCUUUGCAGCAUGUUUCAGCCAUACCCAGCCAUCAUCAGGCAACUGUUUAUCUUGCUAAAACUGUUACACUCUAUUUUCCACUGUAUUCAAAAUGAAUUAAUUCCAAAUUAAAAUAUGACACUGCCAUUCCAUUUGUCAUCAUCCAUUUAUAAAAGAUAUUUGUUUGAGCAUAUUACUCAUCAUCUUGUUUUCUCACCAUUUUCCUGCUGCAGUGUUGAUGUUUUGCUUAUUUUUUAGUGUAGUUCUUACAGAUGUUGUAAUGUAAUUUUUGUUUUUAUUAUAUGCUCCAUUGGUUUGUGUUUUUCCACAGUUUUGGAUUAGUUGAAUGCAUGUCACUUAUUAUUUUAAAUGGCACACACACUUAACUAAUUCAACACCUUAGAAGUAUACAAACCAAUGGCGUGUAUACUAACAAUGAUGAUAACAUUACAGUGACAUCCAUAAGAACUACAGUAAACAAUACACAAAACACUGACACCACAGGAGGAAAACUAUAUAAGAAAACAUAACGAUGAGUAAAGUGCUCAAACAAAUAUCUUUUUGAACAGAUGAUGACAAAUGGAACAUCGAUAUAUUUUAAUUUGUAACUUUUUUUUAAAUACAGUGGAAAAUAGGGUGUAAUGGUUUUAGUAAGGUAAACAGUUGCCCAUUGAUGGCCAUGUACAGCUGAAACAUGUAGCAAAGGGGAGUAAAUGAAGAUAAAGUUUCGUUUGAGAUGGAAGUGUAUGUGUGUAUAAGCGAUAUGCAUUUGAUUUUAGUUUUUUUGUAGUGAUUAUGCUCAGUUUACGCCCCAGAUGUAAUACUAACUCUCUUUGAUUGUUUUAACAAAACAGUCAGGAGCUAAUUCUGUUCUUUUUUAUGGCCAUGUUCGCAAUUACUGGAGUGUGCUCUGUAUAAAUUAUGAUUAAGAAUUUGAGUUGUUUCAUUCUGGUCCAUCACACCAACAAUAUUAUAAAAGAUAAAACAAUUCUGUCCACUGUGACUGGUGAAGU